Molecule: messenger RNA, 1763 nt
Organism: Dicentrarchus labrax (European seabass)
Lineage: Eukaryota; Metazoa; Chordata; Actinopteri; Moronidae
Gene: fancl
Product: FA complementation group L
Exons: 13
Coding region: 156-1274 (372 amino acids)
Biological process (GO): interstrand cross-link repair; protein monoubiquitination
Cellular component (GO): Fanconi anaemia nuclear complex; nucleus
Molecular function (GO): ubiquitin protein ligase activity
Source: RefSeq, a predicted model, not a curated record
UGACGUCAGCUGUUUUGUUUUUCGUGGCGCGAGGAGCCUUCACGAGCCACUUCCUGUCUGAACACUAACGUUAACGUCACGUUGAGCGAUUUAACGUCUUUAAGUGAAAUACCUGAGUUCAGGUGUUAUUGAACAGUCGAGUAACCGCCGUGAAGAUGGAGAGUUCGUUGGUGAAAGACAACCCGCUGCUUUUACCGCUCAACCAGGACAAAACUGUCUAUGACGGGUUCAUCACUGUGCAGGAACGAGACUUCAGGAUGAGAAUACUGCUGCCACCGGAUCGCCAACUGGCACGGGCCAGGCUGCACUGCUGCUGGCAGUUAAAGCACCUGUUGCGUGGCUACGAGCACAUAGUGAAGCAGAGGCUGCAGCAGUCGGCUGAUCUCGUCAGCUUCAUUCUGGAGCUGAAGACCGUCUUGGAAGUGGGUCUGAAGAGCCGCCCUGACUGCCGCUCCAUCCCGCCUCCACAGUAUUACUCGCAGCUCAUCUCUGAGAUGGAGACCCUCGGGUGGGCCAAGCUGCUCUCCAUCGACACCGAGUUCCAAACGCUGAGACUGAAGGCGGAGGACUCCUCUGGAAGGCAGCACGUCCUUACUGUUAAACUCAAGUCUAAGCACCCUGCAGAGGCCCCCGAAUGCUCAGCUGACCUGCCGAUCCCGCUGGUCAUAACCUGGACACCACAGAGCACUCUGGACCAGCUCCACAGCCAGUUCCUGCUGCUGCUGGAGUCCCUGACAGAGUUCUGGGACGUCCUGGACGAGAUCGACAGCAAGACCUGGAUUCUGGAGCCGGAAAAACCCAGCCGCUCCGACACCACGAGGCGUAUCGCCAUCGGGAACAACGUGUCCAUCAAAGUGCAGGUGGAUCCCAGACACCCCAAGAUGCUGCCAGAGUGCUGCCUGCUGGGAGCCGAGCACGUGGUGACUCCGCUGAGGAAUAAACUGAACGCCAACAUGCAGCUGUGGAACCCGGACUCCAGCGUCUUGCACAACCUCCGGGAUGUUUUGGAGAUCGAAUUCCCGUCACCUGCCACCCACGAAAAAUCUAGUUUCAGCGUGGAGUGUGGGAUCUGUUACUCCUACCGUCUUGAAGCUGCGAUCCCUGAUCAGGUGUGUAACGACCCUCGCUGUGGACAACCCUUCCACCAGGCCUGUCUGUAUGAGUGGCUGCGGGCGCUCCCCUCCAGCAGGCAGAGCUUCAGCAUUGUGUUUGGAGAGUGUCCUUACUGCAGCAAGGUACGUGUGCACCUCGCACUGACUGACCGCCGCCAAUAAAGCAACUGUAAUAAUCCAUUCUCCUUCUGUUCCAGCCCAUCACGGUGAAAAUGGCGGCCCAGAAGUCCUGAGAAGUGGCUCCGCCUCCAAAUCAGGGAACAAACAGACUGGUUUUUAUGUUUUCCUCAGUGAUUUAAAUUGGCUCCAAAAGCGGUGCCCAAGACGAAGAAGACGCCCGCGCAGACGAACCAGCUCAACAGUCCGUUCUUCUGCGUGGGGCCAGCUUCCUGUUCUGGACUCCGCCCACUGGAGCUGCUCUCGUACGACUGGCGGCGACUGUAGAGGAGCGGCCUCUCAUCCCAUCUUCCCCUGAACUCCGGGUGCACUUGGUCGCAGUCUGGUUUUCUCCUCUGCGGGCGGACUUCCUGUCUCUCUGAGGUCACCGUGAAGUUGUUUGACUUCCUGGCGUUCCUCGUGGGUUCACCUUUCUGUUGAAGAGGGCGAUUCACGUGCUGGCUCUUUUAUGUGAAUAAACUGAAUAUUGUGAGA